AUGCCUGUUACAUCCAUUCUACAGCAUCAGAGGGAGAGGGAGAGGCUCACGCAGCCUGACUUGGACACACCUAUGCCGGAUCAUGACCAGGGUCCCAGCAUGCGAGAAGAAAUGCAGAAGGUCAGGAUUCGAUGGGCCCUCGCCGUUGAGCAACAUGUUCAAGUGUCUUUGCUCACCGAAACGGAAAAGGCUGCCGCAGUAGCUGCGCGAUGGAUUCCGCCUGAUUCGAGUUACAUCGAGGCUCCUCCGGCGUGCGCAAGGCAAGUCAGACGAGUGGGAGAAAGCGUGGUCCAUCGCAGGUUCCCCCCCAUGACGGCCACAAUACGAGACGACUACCUCCGACGGACCACAAUUCCAGACCUGGAGCAUCUAAGAUGCAGCAGCAUAAUUCUCAGCAGUGUUCUUCCCGAGAUCACAAUCCUGGUCAGGUCUCUCCAGAUGUAUAUAACGUCACACAUCGUGCUGUAG
Molecule: messenger RNA, 468 nt
Organism: Trichoderma citrinoviride
Lineage: Eukaryota; Fungi; Ascomycota; Sordariomycetes; Hypocreales; Hypocreaceae
Exons: 2
Coding region: 1-468 (155 amino acids)
Source: RefSeq, a predicted model, not a curated record